CCCCACACGAUGGCCAAUGUUCUCAGACAGCAACCUCUCAUGAAGGCUCACUACAGCACAGCUACCCACCAUGCAGGACAAGCUUAGGCUCCAUGCCAUGUCCUCGGGUGCUGCCCUCCAUCAAGCCUUUUCAUGCACUGAGAACCACCUCUGCUGCACCUUCCUUUGGUCUCCCAUAUUGGCCAAACCAUCCUAUCACUGGGCCAAGCUUCUUACUCCCACUGACUAAAUUUCAACCACAGGCCACCAUGUCCCUUAAUGGUUCAUUUCAUAAAAACAACAAUAUUAUACAUAUGGAGAUCCAGCUGGCUUCCAGAAGCAGCAUGAAAAACAAUACUCAUCCACAGAGCCACAAUCAUAGAAGAGAUAAUGUAGUCAAAGUUGAAGGCUCUUCAGGUCAGUCAAAUCCCAUUAAGGCUUCCAGGACUCACAACGAGCUUCACAAAGAACUUCUACUGGCCCACAAGAGGGGUCUGGUGCUGAGCAGCAGGUCAGAACUUCAGCAGGUACUGGAGAGGAGGAAAAGGAUGCAGAGUGAACGGGAAGAGGAGGGACAGAACAGGACUCCUCUGGAUGACGUGCUGCUCAGAUGUCAGCAGAAACAACUUGAGAGGGAGAAGAAACAAGAAGAAAAGACAAGAGAGGAAGCCCACAUGAUGGAGUUUGUCAGAGUCCGACAGAACCUAAGAAAGAUCCACUCAGUUAUCCAGAGCAAGGCUGCAAACACGUGAAGUGCUACAGAAAACUGCACCCAAACUGUAAAAUAAACUCUCUUACAGCUUUUUUUAGACAGAUUCAUAAAGACUUCCAUCCAUCCAUCCAUUUUCGUAACCGGUUAUCCUCUUGAGGGU
This is a messenger RNA of Epinephelus lanceolatus (giant grouper), 851 nucleotides long. The record is from RefSeq and is a predicted model, not a curated record. Lineage: Eukaryota; Metazoa; Chordata; Actinopteri; Perciformes; Serranidae.